This is a messenger RNA of Trachemys scripta elegans, 4692 nucleotides long. It is a transcript of the gene ANKRD6, whose product is annotated as ankyrin repeat domain 6. The transcript has 17 exons. The record is from RefSeq and is a predicted model, not a curated record. Gene Ontology annotation, molecular function: protein binding. Bases 387 to 2765 code for a protein of 792 amino acids. NCBI's taxonomy places the organism in Eukaryota, Metazoa, Chordata, Testudines, Emydidae. Gene Ontology annotation, cellular component: nucleus; cytoplasm.
UAGCCCCCAGCAGCAGGAGUGUCUGUCAGCGAAAUAAGCCCCCAAUCCAGUUUACACCGGUACAUCCCUGAUUCUGAGCCUCCAAUAUGUACUAAUGAAUAAUGAGCAUCUGCCCAAGGGAAAAGAAUUAAGUGAAUGUAGUGAUUGUCUACGGGACAGCAUUGCAACCUACAGAUCCUUUAUCAACCUCAUUUCCAUGCCAAUGUAUCUCAGCCCUGACCCACAGGGCAACAGGUCCAGAAGAUGGCAUAGUAAUAAAUUAACCUUCCAGCGAGCUGGGGUCCUUUUUCGCCUCUGCAUGCAAUGUUUGGACUGAUCUGAAGCUUUCGUUUUGGACUGAAGGGACUUGUCCACUGCUUGCCCUGGAAACCUUUCUCUCCUAAUUCAUGAGCCAGCAGGAUGCGGUCGCUGUGCUUUCAGAACGCCUUCUCAUAGCUGCGUACAAAGGCCAAGUGGAUAAUGUGGUGCAGCUUAUCAACAAGGGUGCCAAGGUAGCAGUUACCAAGCAUGGCCGUACCCCUCUACAUCUUGCUGCCUACAGGGGGCAUCUUCGUGUUGUGCAGAUUUUGCUGAAGGCAGGCUGUGACCUGGACAUUCAGGAUGAUGGUGAUCAGACAGCCUUGCACCGGGCUACUGUUGUAGGAAAUACAGAUGUAAUAGCAACUCUCAUUCAAGAGGGGUGCGCUUUGGACAGACAAGACAAGGAUGGGAAUACAGCGCUUCAUGAAGCAUGUUGGCAUGGAUUCAGUCAGUCUGCCAAACUGCUGGUUAAAGCAGGAGCUAAUGUUCUUGCCAGAAACAAGGCAGGUAACACACCGCUGCACUUGGCCUGCCAAAAUAGCCAUUCACAAAGUACUCGUGUUUUGUUACUUGGAGGGUCUCGGGCAGAUCUCAAAAAUAAUGCAGGAGAUACCUGUUUGCACGUUGCUGCUCGUUAUAAUCACUUGCCCAUCAUUAGGGUACUCCUCAGUGCUUUCUGUUCUGUCCAUGAAAAGAACCAGGCUGGCGAUACUGCACUUCAUGUAGCUGCUGCAUUAAAUCAUAAAAAGGUGGUCAAACUCUUACUGGAAGCAGGGGCUGAUGGGUCAAUUGUCAACAAUGCAGGUCAGACUCCUCUAGAGGUUGCUAGACAGCAUAAUAAUCCUGACGUUGCGCUUCUCCUUGCUAAGGCACCACAGGUCUUGCGCUUUAACCGUGGAAGAAGCCUUAGAAAGAAGAGAGAAAAGCUCAAGGAGGAAAGACGAGCUCAGUCUGUGCCAAGAGAUGAGGUGGUGCAGAGCAAGGGCAGUGUCUCAGCUGCUGAGGAUACUCACAGCAGUGAUCAGGUGCCUCAGAGGAAAGGAGAUCUGAAAGAUGAACCACGGUCAACUUCACCAGAGCCCAAAGGAAAGAACAACAAAAAGAAAAAGCCAAGAGAAAAGAUUUCAGCACUCUCAGACCCUGCUUCACCAGCUGACCAGCAGACACUCCCUGGUCCCCAGCAGAGCUUACCUAAGCAUCGUAGAAGUAAACAUCGUUGCUCAUCUCCACCACCCCCACAUGAGUUCAGAGCCUACCAGCUUUACACACUGUAUCGUGGAAAGGACGGUAAAGUAAUGCAGGCCCCAAUAAAUGGAUGUCGUUGUGAGCCACUGAUUAAUAAACUGGAGAAUCAGCUGGAGGCAACUGUGGAGGAGAUAAAAGCUGAGUUUGGGACAGUGCAGGAUAAGAUGAAUAUCAAGCUGGGCCAGAUGGAAAACAAAACUCAACAUCAACUCCGUGUUUUAGAUAAGUUAAUGGCUGAGAGGCUGUCUGCAGAGAGAACAGAGUGCCUUCAUCGCCUUCAACAGCAUGCUGAGCUCGAAAAAAAUGAGGGAGAGAAACGGCAGAUUUCCUUGGUGGAUGAAUUGAAAACCUGGUGCAUGUUAAAGAUUCAGAAUCUGGAGAUGAAGCUUUCUGGAGAUUCUAGAUCUUCAAGACCAAAAUCAACUCUGUCCACUUGUGAGUCCCUCACAGAGACCCUGGAUACAGAGAACCUCCACAGUGCGAAGGACUGUAAAACUAACCAGAGCCCACCACAGUCAGAGGACUCACAGCAGCAUUCCUAUAUCACACUUCAGAAUAGUCUCUCAGAAGACAUGGGAAGGAGUAGAGGCCAGACAUCAGAACAAAGCUUUGGAAAGCAUUAUUUUGCUGUUGAACAAGACACUGCAUCAGGUGCAGAGCAACAAAUGACAGCUGCUGGUCCAGCUCCUUCUGCAGUCCCUCAAGUUGUUAGGCGUAAAGACAAAGCUUUUAGCUCCACUGCUUUCGACAGGUUCCAGCAGGAAGAACCAUUGUCAGAGCAUUCAGGUUCCAAAUUAAGACAUGUUAAGGUACAAACUGCUUUGCACCCCUUGACUGAAUUUGCAAAGACUGAGCAACAGAGUGGCUACUUCAUAGACAAAGGAACUCAAACAAAGAAGUCUGGCAAAAGUGGGCAGUCAAGACACAGGCCCCAGCAACACACAGUAACACAUCAUACCCAGCCACAGCAACCAUCCGCUUUGCCUGGAGAUCAACCAGCCCCUCAGAUCAAAGACACUUCACAAGCUUUGGAGAUUACUCAGUACUUUUUUGAGGCUGUUUCCACUCAAAUGGAAAAGUGGUAUGAGCGGAAGAUUGAAGAAGCCCAGUGCCAAGCUAAUCAAAAAGCACAGCAAGACAAAGCUGCACUCAAGGAGCAUAUUAAAAGUUUAGAAGAGGAGCUCAAUAAAUUAAGGACUAAGGUGCAAAAAGAAAGCUAGCGUCAAGGAAACAGGUGCAGGCAUGGAAAUUGAGGAAUUAGUUUUUAUGUGAACGGCAGUGUGGCUGAUUUGGGGAUCUAUUAGUAUGUAGAAUAUUGCACCCAAUACUUACAAAUAUAAAAACUGCCUCUUUUUAAUGAGAUGUAAUUUUAGAAUUUAGAAGUUCCAGAAAUACCAGGAUCAAAUAUCCAAAAAGACACUGUCUGUGUAGUCAUAACAGUAAGUCUCUGCAGAUUGGACACUCUCAUGAGAUACAUUUUACCAUGAUCCCAUACAAUUUUACAGUCAGAGAUAAGAAUUGCCAGGUACUUCAUCAUCAGGUACCAAUAACCCAAAUCACAUUCUGAAGGGAGAGUUUUCCCAUUUCCUUGUAGGUCACAAAAAUCACCCAAUGGAAAUGGUUUUGUUAGAAAUAAGUUACUUGUUUACAGAAGCUUCCCACUGAUACUUUCCUUUGCCUUGGGUUUGCAUUAUUCAAGCAUAUUAUAACUUUGACUUCUCUUUAAUUAUUGUUUGAAUAGUUAUUGCAGGUUACAUGAUUAGUGAAGGUAUCUAUUCAAGUAACCUUAUUGAAAAGUUGUACCUUUCUUAUAUCAGAUGAGUGGCAAAUAUUUUACCAAGUCCUCACUAUGUUUUAUGAGCAGCAGUACAUUCAUAGGCAAGACUCUUCCUCUGAGAUGCCUAAAUUCCAAUUUUCUAUAGGAGCAUGAAACACAUAAACCCAGCGUGAAUUCCUGGCUCCACUGAAGUAAAUGGCAAAACUCCCAUUAUCUUCAGUAAGGCCAGGAUUUCACUCCAAAUGACUUGCCUAGAAUGUUGUCUCUAGCACCUCUUAAGUGACCCCCUCUUUCUUUUGCUUUCCCACGUCCUUUUCUCUUUAGGGGGGGGGGGGGGGGGAAUUAGAGACCUUGUAUGUCCAUUGUUUUCUAAAGGGAAAUCCAUUCCAGACCACCACAUCUUUUGUCAUAAAAUGAAAACUUUGAUGGAUAGAAAAUUCCCCACUGUGAACUGCUAUUGAGAAUCUUUCACCUUAUUAUUUAGUAUUUAUACUGCAGUAGUAUCGGAAGGCCUCAACCGUGUUGGGCCCCAAUUCUACUCAGUAAUGUACAAGAUAGUUGCAGCUCUAUGCCUCUAGGGCUUCGUGCUUUAAUCUAGUAGGAGACUCCAGAAGAUACUGAUAAUAGGGACAAGGUUAUUUAACAGAGAUCAUGAUAGCCCAGGAACAGCUAUCCUAAAUCAUUCCACUGAAAAAACUGUUUUUUCCCUUGGCAUAAUAUUGCAAACAAGCAAUCUCUUGACACUGGAAAUCAAGAUGAACAAAACAUACUUUACAGUAUUGUAAACAUAAUGUUAACUCUUUAGAAAUCGAGCUUGUAUCUUUUUAGUAAAUGUAUAAAGCAAAGAAAAUUGUAUUAUAUUACAGUAUUUUUAAUUCCUAUUAAUGCACUAUUAAGACAAGUACAGUAUAGCUGUAGUAAUGGGGAUAUUUGUUAGUGCUAAUACUUUGACUUCAGUAGUCAAAAAUAAAGAAUUAGACAUUUUUGUAUGUUUACAACUUUUUUAAGUCAAUUGUUUAAGCUAAUGUAGGAAUGCAGAGGCAUGUUGUCUAUUUAAUUUUUGUAUCAUCUUGAUAAAAAGUGAAUGUUUUUGCAUAGUAAUUAAACAUAAAUGUUGCUCAGAAAGCUAUUUUUCCUGUGUUUUCUAGCUUUACAGAGUUGAUCACAUUGAAAACUGUAGCUAGAGAGUAGGAAAUGAGAGGCAGUUUAAAAUAAUAAAUACAGAGGAACCAGGGCUGUCAAGCAAUUAAAAAAAUUAAUUGCAUCAUUAAUAAUAGAAUACCAUUUAUUUAAAUAUUUUUGGAUGUUUACUACAUUUUCAAAUAACAACACAGAACGCAAAGUGUACUGCGAUCACUUCAUAUUUAUUU